Messenger RNA from Entrophospora sp. SA101, 445 nucleotides. The record is from the annotation of a GenBank genome assembly. Lineage: Eukaryota; Fungi; Glomeromycota; Glomeromycetes; Entrophosporales; Entrophosporaceae.
AUGAAUUGGGGAAGUGGAUAUGAUACAUCAGUUAAGAAAUUAAAAGUACAAGUUCAACAUCUACAAGAGCUAUUACAAAUGGAACGAAAAGCAAAUUUGAGAAAAUUAAGUUGUGAGAACAAUAGUACUAAUAAUGAUGAUGAUCUUGAUAAUAGGCAGCAAUUGAAUAUUUCUGAACAUGAAAAACUUUGUAAUCAGGUCGAAUUAUUAACUAGAGAAAAUACCAAGUUGAAAUCAGAACUAAUUAUUUCUGAAAAGAUUAGAGAAUUGACACAUGAUAACACAUUAAAAAUUUUAAAAAAAGCAAACAAGUCCAGUUUAAUCAUAGACAAUAGUAGUAAUGAUGAUAUAGUUGAGAUAAAAAAAUCAAUCACUGAUAAAGAAAUGGAGAUUAACGUGUUGAAAGGAAAAUGUAUAGGACUUGAAAGUGUGAUUAAGAAGCAAC